This is a messenger RNA of Lasiodiplodia theobromae, 711 nucleotides long. RefSeq lists its product as uncharacterized. Bases 1 to 711 code for a protein of 236 amino acids. The transcript is spliced from 2 exons. NCBI's taxonomy places the organism in Eukaryota, Fungi, Ascomycota, Dothideomycetes, Botryosphaeriales, Botryosphaeriaceae. The record is from RefSeq and is a predicted model, not a curated record.
AUGAAGGCCUUCACCCUCGCUCCCGGCGCCGCCGGCCCUGCCCUCUUGGCGACCCUGCUCGUCUCCUCCCGCCUCGCCGGCGCCGUCCCCGUCGACACCUACGGCGAUGCGCCCGAUAUCAUCGGCCACGGUGGUAUCCCCGACGAGUGGAGGCCCCCGGCGCCCUGGGCUCCUCCCCCGCACUUCGACUGGGACAUCAUCGGCUACGGACCCCCGCCGCCUUCGCCUCCUUCGCCUCCUUCGCCCAAGCCCCCGGCGCCGCCCGCUCCCGGCCCCGUCUACAAGCGCGAGGCUGGCUUCCUGCCCGCCCCCGUUCCCGACCUCCCCAUCCCUGGAGACCUGCCCAUUGGUGGUGGCGCAGGUUACCCUCCCAGCGGCCCCAAGCAGCCCCCGUUCAAGCCCGAGGGCGGCAAGCCUCCGUUCAAGCCUGAGGGUGGCAAGCCUCCGUUCAAGCCCGAGGGCGGUAAGCCCGGCAAGGAGACCCCUACUACGCAGAUCUGCUCGGACAACACGAACGUGGCGGCGUGCUGCUCGGGUCCUGAGUGCUCCGUGAUUCCCUUUGGCAUCCUGAGCAGCCUCCUCGACGUCGGCGGUAUCGGCCUCCUGGGCAAGAACGGUUGCCAGGCUGAGCAGCAGAUCAACUGCUGCCCCCAGAACGGUGGCGGUCUUCUCAACGUCCAGAGCUGCGGCCCCCUGGUCGAUCUUAUUUAG